UCCAUGUGAAGAGAGGGGAGCAUCUGAAAGCAGCUCGCAUGCUCAUCAGAGUCUCCAACAACAUCAGCAAAUUCCCCUCCCACAUCGUACCCAUCCUGACGUCAGCGGUGAUAGAGUGUCACCGGGCCGGUCUGAGGAACUCCUCGUUCAGCUUUGCCGCCAUGCUGAUGAGGCCAGAGUACCGUCACAAGAUCGACCCCAAGUACCGCAAGAAAAUAGAGGCUAUGGUCCGUCGUCCAGACACCAGUGAGAUAGAAGAGGAGACCACUCCUUGUCCAUAUUGUGGUUUCACGCUGCCUCAAUGUGAACUGAUCUGUCCUGGCUGCAAGAACAACCUGCCCUACUGCAUCGCCACGGGUCAUCACAUGCUGAAAGAGGAUUGGUCAGUUUGUCCUCACUGUGAAUUCCCUGCUCUCUACUCCCAGCUCAUCCUGCUGUUGGAGACAGAUAGUGUGUGUCCCAUGUGUUCCGAGACUCUGAGUGUGAACCAGGUGGAGAAGAUGGAUGACUGUUCCAGCUUCCUGCAGCCUGACCAAUCAGAGCACUGAUACAGAGAUCUGUGGUGAUGUGGCCUGGUGGUGUACGACAUAGAGGACUGCUGCUGAGGGGAGGACGGAUCGUCAUAAUGUCUGGAACGGAAACAAUGGAAGCCAUGUGUUGAAUUACCUUCCCACUCAUUCCUCUCAGGACCACGAGCCCGUCCUCCCGGAUUAAGGACCUACCAACCUCCUGUGAUAGGGGAACGGGAGCCAGGGACAUAAUCCACUCCUCCAUGUUUCUCUUCCACCUGUUAAACUGUUGAUAUAGACAGCUGUAGACGUCCUCCUCCUCCAUGUUUCUCUUCCACCUGUCAAACUGUUGAUAUAGACAGCUGUAGACGUCCUCCUCCUCCAUGUUUCUCUUCCACCUGUCAAACUGUUGAUAUAGACAGCUGUAGACGUCCUCCUCCUCCUCCAUGUUUCUCUUCCACCUGUCAAACUGUUGAUAUAGACAGCUGUAGACGUCCUCCUCCUCCUCCAUGUUUCUCUACCACCUGUCAAACUGUUGAUAUAGACAGCUGUAGACGUCCUCCUCCUCCAUGUUUCUCUUCCACCUGUUAAACUGUUGAUAUAGACAGCUGUAGACGUCCUCCUCCUCCAUGUUUCUCUACCACCUGUCAAACUGUUGAUAUAGACAGCUGUAGACGUCCUCCUCCUCCAUGUUUCUCUAUCACCUGUCAAACUGUUGAUAUAGACAGCUGUAGACGUCCUCCUCCUCCAUGUUUCUCUACCACCUGUUAAACUGUUCAUAUAGACAGCUGUAGACGUCCUCCUCCUCCUUCAUGUUUCUCUAUCACCUGUCAAACUGUUGAUAUAGACAGCUGUAGACGUCCUCCUCCUCCAUGUUUCUCUACCACCUGUUAAACUGUUCAUAUAGACAGCUGUAGACGUCCUCCUCCUCCUCCAUGUUUCUCUACCACCUGUCAAACUGUUGAUAUAGACAGCUGUAGACGUCCUCCUCCAUGUUUCUCUACCACCUGUUAAACUGUUGAUAUAGACAGCUGUAGACGUCCUCUUCCUCCAUGUUUCUCUACCACCUGUCGAACUGUUGAUAUAGACAGCUGUACACGUCCUCCUCCUCCAUGUUUCUCUACCACCUGUUAAACUGUUGAUAUAGACAGCUGUAGACGUCCUCCUCCUCCAUGUUUCUCUUCCACCUGUUAAACUGUUGAUAGACAGCUGUAGACGUCCUCCUCCUCCAUGUUUCUCUACCACCUGUUAAACUGUUGAUAUAGACAGCUGUAGACGUCCUCCUCCUCCAUGUUUCUCUACCACCUGUUAAACUAUUGAUAGACAGCUGUAGACGUCCUCCUCCUCCAUGUUUCUCUACCACCUGUUAAACUGUUGAUAUAGACAGCUGUAGACGUCCUCCUCCUCCAUGUUUCUCUACCACCUGUUAAACUGUUGAUAUAGACAGCUGUAGACGUCCUCUUCCUCCAUGUUUCUCUACCACCUGUCGAACUGUUGAUAUAGACAGCUGUACACAUCCUCCUCCUCCAUGUUUCUCUACCACCUGUUAAACUGUUGAUAUAGACAGCUGUAGACGUCCUCCUCCUCCAUGUUUCUCUUCCACCUGUUAAACUGUUGAUAGACAGCUGUAGACGUCCUCCUCCUCCAUGUUUCUCUACCACCUGUUAAACUGUUGAUAUAGACAGCUGUAGACGUCCUCCUCCUCCUCCAUGUUUCUCUACCACCUGUUAAACUGUUGAUAGACAGCUGUAGACGUCAUCCUCCUCCAUGUUUCUCUACCACCUGUCAAACUGUUGAUAUAGACAGCUGUAGACGUCCUCCUCCUCCAUGUUUCUCUUCCACCUGUUAAACUGUUGCUAUAGACAGCUGUAGACAUCCUCCUCCUCCAUGUUUCUCUACCACCUGUUAAACUGUUGAUAUAGACAGCUGUAGACGUCCUCCUCCUCCAUGUUUCUCUACCACCUGUUAAACUGUUGAUAUAGACAGCUGUAGACGUCCUCCUCCUCCAUGUUUCUCUACCACCUGUUAAACUGUUGAUAUAGACAGCUGUAGACGUCCUCCUCCAUGUUUCUCUACCACCUGUUAAACUGUUGAUAUAGACAGCUGUAGACGUCCUCCUCCAUGUUUCUCUACCACCUGUUAAACUGUUGAUAUAGACAGCUGUAGACGUCCUCUUCCUCCAUGUUUCUCUACCACCUGUCAAACUGUUGAUAUAGACAGCUGUAGACGUCCUCCUCCUCCAUGUUUCUCUACCACCUGUUAAACUGUUGCUAUAGACAGCUGUAGACAUCCUCCUCCUCCAUGUUUCUCUACCACCUGUUAAACUGUUGAUAUAGACAGCUGUAGACCUCCUCCUCCUCCAUGUUUCUCUACCACCUGUUAAACUGUUGAUAUAGACAGCUGUAGACGUCCUCCUCCAUGUUUCUCUACCACCUGUUAAACUGUUGAUAUAGACAGCUGUAGACGUCCUCUUCCUCCAUGUUUCUCUACCACCUGUGGAACUGUUGAUAUAGACAGCUGUACAUGUCCUCCUCCUCCAUGUUUCUCUACCACCUGUUAAACUGUUGAUAUAGACAGCUGUAGACGUCCUCCUCCUCCAUGUUUCUCUUCCACCUGUUAAACUGUUGAUAGACAGCUGUAGACGUCCUCCUCCUCCAUGUUUCUCUACCACCUGUUAAACUGUUGAUAUAGACAGCUGUAGACGUCCACCUCCUCCUCCAUGUUUCUCUACCACCUGUUAAACUGUUGAUAUAGACAGCUGUAGACGUCCUCCAUGUUUCUCUACCACCUGUCGAACUGUUGAUAUAGACAGCUGUAGACGUCCUCCUCCUCCAUGUUUCUCUACCACCUGUCAAACUGUUGAUAUAGACAGCUGUAGACGUCGUCCCUCCUCCAUGUUUCUCUUCCACCUGUUAAACUGUUGCUAUAGACAGCUGUAGACAUCCUCCUCCUCCAUGUUUCUCUACCACCUGUUAAACUGUUGAUAUAGACAGCUGUAGACCUCCUCCUCCUCCAUGUUUCUCUACCAUCUGUUAAACUGUUGAUAUAGACAGCUGUAGACGUCCUCCAUGUUUCUCUACCACCUGUUAAACUGUUGAUAUAGACAGCUGUAGACGUCCUCCUCCUCCAUGUUUCUCUACCACCUGUCAAACUGUUGAUAUAGACAGCUGUAGACCUCCUCCUCCUCCAUGUUUCUCUACCACCUGUUAAACUGUUGAUAGACAGCUGUAGACGUCCUCCUCCUCCAUGUUUCUCUACCACCUGUUAAACUCUUGAUAUAGACAGCUGUAGACGUCCUCCUCCUCCAUGUUUCUCUACCACCUGUUAAACUGUUGAUAUAGACAGCUGUAGACGUCCUCCUCCUCCAUGUUUCUCUAUCACCUGUCAAACUGUUGAUAUAGACAGCUGUAGACGUCCUCCUCCUCCAUGUUUCUCUACCACCUGUUAAACUGUUCAUAUAGACAGCUGUAGACGUCCUCCUCCUCCUUCAUGUUUCUCUAUCACCUGUCAAACUGUUGAUAUAGACAGCUGUAGACGUCCUCCUCCUCCAUGUUUCUCUACCACCUGUUAAACUGUUCAUAUAGACAGCUGUAGACGUCCUCCUCCUCCUCCAUGUUUCUCUACCACCUGUCAAACUGUUGAUAUAGACAGCUGUAGACGUCCUCCUCCAUGUUUCUCUACCACCUGUUAAACUGUUGAUAUAGACAGCUGUAGACGUCCUCUUCCUCCAUGUUUCUCUACCACCUGUCGAACUGUUGAUAUAGACAGCUGUACACGUCCUCCUCCUCCAUGUUUCUCUACCACCUGUUAAACUGUUGAUAUAGACAGCUGUAGACGUCCUCCUCCUCCAUGUUUCUCUUCCACCUGUUAAACUGUUGAUAGACAGCUGUAGACGUCCUCCUCCUCCAUGUUUCUCUACCACCUGUUAAACUGUUGAUAUAGACAGCUGUAGACGUCCUCCUCCUCCAUGUUUCUCUACCACCUGUUAAACUGUUGAUAUAGACAGCUGUAGACGUCCUCUUCCUCCAUGUUUCUCUACCACCUGUCGAACUGUUGAUAUAGACAGCUGUACACAUCCUCCUCCUCCAUGUUUCUCUACCACCUGUUAAACUGUUGAUAUAGACAGCUGUAGACGUCCUCCUCCUCCAUGUUUCUCUUCCACCUGUUAAACUGUUGAUAGACAGCUGUAGACGUCCUCCUCCUCCAUGUUUCUCUACCACCUGUUAAACUGUUGAUAUAGACAGCUGUAGACGUCCUCCUCCUCCUCCAUGUUUCUCUACCACCUGUUAAACUGUUGAUAGACAGCUGUAGACGUCAUCCUCCUCCAUGUUUCUCUACCACCUGUCAAACUGUUGAUAUAGACAGCUGUAGACGUCCUCCUCCUCCAUGUUUCUCUUCCACCUGUUAAACUGUUGCUAUAGACAGCUGUAGACAUCCUCCUCCUCCAUGUUUCUCUACCACCUGUUAAACUGUUGAUAUAGACAGCUGUAGACGUCCUCCUCCUCCAUGUUUCUCUACCACCUGUUAAACUGUUGAUAUAGACAGCUGUAGACGUCCUCCUCCUCCAUGUUUCUCUACCACCUGUUAAACUGUUGAUAUAGACAGCUGUAGACGUCCUCCUCCAUGUUUCUCUACCACCUGUUAAACUGUUGAUAUAGACAGCUGUAGACGUCCUCUUCCUCCAUGUUUCUCUACCA
Oncorhynchus nerka (sockeye salmon) is the source of this 5206-nucleotide messenger RNA. Its product is annotated as WD repeat-containing protein 19-like. The coding region runs from base 39 to 548 and encodes 169 amino acids. Gene Ontology annotation, biological process: intraciliary retrograde transport; cilium assembly. The transcript is spliced from 6 exons. Lineage: Eukaryota; Metazoa; Chordata; Actinopteri; Salmoniformes; Salmonidae. Gene Ontology annotation, cellular component: intraciliary transport particle A; cilium. The record is from RefSeq and is a predicted model, not a curated record.